AUGAUCGAGCCUGAUGAAAUACUGGAUGGACAACGCAUUUUGGAGGAGCUAGAAAACAUCAUCAAAAGAACACCUGAAUCACUCUCUAGCGAUGAAAACGGUGGCGAGGAAUUCGAGUCUGUAGAACAUGAAAACAUAGGAAACAAAGUUAAGCUUCGAUUGCCAAAUCCAGACCGCGCUGACCUUUCGCAAGAAGUUUUGGGUGCUAAAAGACUUCUGAGGUUGCCCAACGGGUUAAAGUUGUAUUUUGGCCAAAUAAUAGCUCUGGCCGGCGACUUUUACGGUGUCCCCAAGCACCCCAUCAUUGAUCCAGGCGAAAAGCUUGAAGACCAAAUAUCUGGUCGUCGUGAACGCUUUAUUGCAGCAUACAACACUCUGGCGAAAGCUGAUUACAAGGAAGUAAAGAACGAACUGGACGAGAUACUGGAAAUUAUGACGAAAGAAAGGAGUGAAAUCGAAUCUGUGCUAGAAGACAGGGAAGGAAAAAUAGCUAUAUCUGGUGAUGAUGGCAAAAUUCGCAUGGUACCCAAGGAUGCUUACGACAAGCUUGGUACCUCGCUGGUAAAAAAAUGGGACGAAGUGACUGGUGGUAAGUGGAUUCUUGGUGUGCCUCUAAUACUCGGGCGGUUCAUGAAGCUGGCUGCAAAUAAUCACGAUCACUUCUUGCCUUUUGCUGAACAUGCUUAUGUAGCUGGGCAUGAGCUAGCUUUGGAAAAGGCAAAAGAGGCCAGCAAAAUUGGACACCAGGAAGAAAGGAUAAGGUACCUCGAAGAAGCGUACUCCAUCGAUGCGUUUGCCUGCCAUUUCCUCACAGACAGCUUCUCAAGCGGACAUUUAAGGUGAGGAUUUAAAUUAUCAGCUAAUUGAAGGUGUUACUGUUUGCAAAAUCAUCAAACUGAAUUUCACCGGGUGCAAAUUAAAUACACAAUUAUUAAGUAAAAGUGACACACCUUCGUUAUUUUUUGCGGCUAAAUGCUUUACUUGUUUAGACUUUUUUUUAUUUAAUUUGAUCCAAUAUUGACUUAUCGGCAGCGAUCGUAUGGUAAUUUUAAUUUGUGGUUUUCAAGACGGUGUAAGAAGAAGAAAUGAAAAGAUUCUCUUGAUGAAGUUGCUUAUAAAGAUUUGAUGGAGUUUUAAAGCUCUUAUUGCAUUUUCUUGGUUUUCAGUAAAAACUCUUGCAUUUCUGUGUCUAAAUUAAAUCGUAGCCUUUAUAAGCCGCAUGGAAAAAAACUUGAAACAAAUGCGUGCUUCCCCCUCCACACAAAAGCUACCUUAAGAGGACUAUGCUGACUUAAUAAAAAGGGCUCGUUGUAACUCUGAAUUUUUCAGGACUCCAAGACUUGAGCUGGCAAAGCAAGUAACACCUUCAAAAGUGGGAGACCUGCUGUGUAAGUACAUGCACGACGAAGACAACAAACACGGCAUCCGCGUUAAAAAUCGCAAGGGUGAUAAGUGGAUUGCAUAUGGUGACGGUAUGCUGCUUAAUGAUGAAAGUGAAAUAAAUUUCAAAAUUGCCGUGGAUGCUGUCCAAAAAUCGGUUGAUCAUAUCUACGAGGCCUUCCAGUAUCCUAACCAAUCAACAGGUUCAAGUAGUGUAGUGACAGACUACAUCCCCUCUGUAGACGAGGAUGAAAAAAACAACUAUCCGAUGUUUCGAGUGGAAGAUGGCAUACUUGUUCGCCGGAAAAACCUGGAAAAUCUAAGUGACCCUAAUACAACAAAUAGUUGGACUGGGCUGGGAACAGUCAAGAAGUUGAGAUCAUACAAACCAAGUGAUUCAGUCAUUGAAGAAUAUGACGACGAAGUUGAUUGCCGUGGUUGCGGUCAGAGCCUUGAUCCAGAAAUUAUAGCAGAACAUACGGCUUAG
Messenger RNA from Porites lobata, 1867 nucleotides. The record is from the annotation of a GenBank genome assembly. NCBI's taxonomy places the organism in Eukaryota, Metazoa, Cnidaria, Anthozoa, Scleractinia, Poritidae.